Trichoderma aggressivum f. europaeum is the source of this 963-nucleotide messenger RNA. RefSeq lists its product as uncharacterized. NCBI's taxonomy places the organism in Eukaryota, Fungi, Ascomycota, Sordariomycetes, Hypocreales, Hypocreaceae. Gene Ontology annotation, cellular component: Swr1 complex. The transcript has 2 exons. The coding region runs from base 1 to 963 and encodes 320 amino acids. The record is from RefSeq and is a predicted model, not a curated record.
AUGCCGCCGGAGCGCAGUAUCGACGAAGAUGAGGAAUACGAAUCUUCUCAGGAUUCCGACUUCGCGCCGGACGACGCGCCCGAAGCAGCGUCUGGCUCCUCAGACUCUGAAGAAGAAACAGAUGGAGCUUCUGGAAAGCGUCGACGACCGGCGAAGGACGUGAAGACCGACGGAGAAGAAAAUUAUGACAAUUCAGGCGACGAAGCGAUAAUUGGAAAGGGUCGGAAACGGCAGAAAAGAGCCAAGGCCAAGGGCGAAUCCGUAGAUGACGAAGGCGGCGAGGGCGGCUUAAUCAAGACAAGGAGACAACGUGCAGCAGAAAAAGAAGAGCGCCAGUAUGUUGCGAGCAGAGGGCCUGUGACGGUCGACAUCGAUGCUAUUUGGGCGGAGAUGUUGGCGGGAGGCACCCCAGCCGCUGGACAGCAGAACAGUGAAGAAGGCAAGCUAGCUAACGGGAAUGACACGGCCGCCACAAACGAGAAUCCCGAUUUAAAAGAAGACGAAUCUGCCAUGAUUCGCAUUAAACGCACAUACAACUUUGCCGGUCGAGUCCACACCGAAGAGAAGCUCGUAACUCGCGACUCGGCCGAAGCCAAGCUCUACCUCGCCUCGCAAGGCGAAGAUGCGCUACCAGAUUCACUACCGAUCAAAAGACUGACCAAGAAAGCGUUCCGAUCGGCUUUUGAGCCCGUAGUAGAGGGAAUGACCAACCGCUCGGAUCUAAACCUUGGGCUAGCCGCCAGGAUGAAGGCGGCCAACGAAGCUCAGGCAAAGAAGCUCAACACGGUGGAGAAGAGUCGCAUGGACUGGGCCGGAUUCGUGGACAAGGAGGGCAUCAAGGACGAGCUGGCGCUGGCUGGCAAGUCCAAGGAUUCCUAUGCCUCGCGGCAAGACUUUUUGGCCCGGAGCGAGGCCAUGCGGGAGGGCGAAGCAAGAAAGGCGAGGGUGGCGGGGCGAGUGUAG